ACUGCUGCUGUACUGUGAUACUCCUGCUACUACUGCUCCACUAGUGCCUGGCUACUCUCUGAACUCAGGCAUCCUCUACUCAGGGUCUCCUGCUAUCAGGGCCCCUAUUCUCCAGCAUGUUUUACUCAGAAGUCAUGCUCCAGCGCAAGGGCUCCCUUGCAAAAGUCUGGCUCGCAGCACACUACGAGAAGAAGCUCACCAAGAACAACAUCAUCCAGACCUCCAUCCAAAGCGCAACGAAGGAGAUUCGCGAGGAAAAUCAUGCGCCCAUGGCCUUACGUCUCUCUGGCCAACUCCUCCUCGGUGUUGUCAAAAUCUACUCUCGCAAAGCCAGGUAUCUCCUCGAAGACUGCAACGAUGCCCUCAUCAAAAUCAAAAUGGCCUUCCGCCCUGGACAAGUGGAUCUCUCUAGUGCAUCUGUUCGUUCAGCACAAGCGCAAGCCGCCAAUCUCAUCUUACCCGACACACUCACAGAAUUCGACUUGAUGGGACCAGACCCCGGGUUUGACCUGAAUAUCGACUUUGACUUUGAUGCACCCCCGACCAAUACAGCCAAUGUCUCGCGCGCUCAAGACAUCACACUCGGCGAACGCUCCAUUGAGUUUGGUCGUAAUAUGAGUGCGCUUGCCCUGGAGGAGGAAGAGGAGGAUAUUCUUGCAGGCGGCGUGGACCUCGACCUCGAUAUUGGCGCAGAAGAUGGGCCGUCCCUUGAGAUGGGUCGAGAUGCAGCACCUGAACGGAGACUCUCGGACGAAUUCGAGCUCAUCACUGCACUCGACAAGGGAAACGAUACCACCAUGGCCAUGGAAGACGAGGGUGCUCAGUACCAAGAUGUUGAGAUGGACUACCACAAUGAACCUGGAUUGGGUGACUUCAACGAUUUCCCAAUGGAAGAUCUACCAGCUGCACCAUCACGCGAGCCAUCUGCUGUGCCUGCUGCAGGAGAGACAGUCGAUGAUGCAGCAGCAGCAACGACCGCCGCAGCACCCGUCCGAGCAAAACAAGUUCGAAAACGACGCUUGCAAGAUGAUGCAGCCACAGAACUCAGUUCACGCAGUAUGAAGGCACUUCAAGAGAAUCCUGCUCCCUUGACUAAACGCGCUCGUCGACUGCCCGCAGAUCCAGGAGCCAUGCAUCUCAUGCAACUCUCGAUGCAAGGUCAAUUGGGACAACUUGGUUGGCAGCCGAUGCACUUGCAUCCAUCCAUCAGGGAAAUGCUCAUGCCUGGCUUUGUACGGGAGAUUGCGCGUGCUCGACAACAGACUGCAGAGGCAGGUAGUAGGCAAGGCAGUGUGCAUCCAGCUGGCGAAGGUGAACAAGAAGCAUUCAUCCCUGACAUGGACAAUGAUGGACCUGUUGCUGCUUUCGGCAAUGACGAAAGUGGAUUAUCUGCCUUUGAUCAUGAUCAGCCGGGGCUCGGCGAUUUUAAUGAUGGUGGUGAUGCUGACUUUGGUUUACCAGACGUCACUUUACCAGAAGACAGUACACGUUUGAGUCUACCCGGUCGCCAAGAGAGUGCAGCGCCUGGCACGGUGCGUGGAACGAGUCCUGCAGAGGCAUUGAGUAGUCUCGACCCACUCCAUUCAGAUGCGCAUGAAUCAACACAAUUUGAGUCAACUCAGCAAGCGAAUGCCGCUGCUGGUGUUGUUGCAAUUGAUACAGCAACGGUCGUUGCCCAGCUCAAGGAAGCACUCGGUGGCAGGACCAAGAAAGCACAAGCAGCAGCAUCAACUGGUUUCACAACCCUCGCUGAGGGAACCUCGCGUGCAGCUGCAUCGAGUCUCUUCUUCCAGGUCUUGUUGUUGGCUACGAAAGAUGCCCUCAAGGUGGAACAGAGCGAAGCCUAUGGAGAAAUAAAAAUCAAGAGCAAAGCUGGACUCUACGCCCUCUCCGCCGAAGCCGGCAGCCAAGUCGCUGCUUGAUGUCCCUUGUUCUUCUUCAUCUCUUAUGAUGCCCAGACAUGAUAUGCGCAUGUCCUUUUGUAUUUGUAGCGCUACUUUUGCACCUUUGUAUCUCUUGUAGAACUUCUCACCCUUCUUG
This is a messenger RNA of Protomyces lactucae-debilis, 2040 nucleotides long. Its product is annotated as Rec8 like protein-domain-containing protein. Lineage: Eukaryota; Fungi; Ascomycota; Taphrinomycetes; Taphrinales; Protomycetaceae. Bases 117 to 1922 code for a protein of 601 amino acids. The transcript has a single exon. Gene Ontology annotation, molecular function: protein binding; chromatin binding. The record is from RefSeq and is a predicted model, not a curated record. Gene Ontology annotation, cellular component: cohesin complex; synaptonemal complex. Gene Ontology annotation, biological process: synaptonemal complex assembly; mitotic sister chromatid cohesion; replication-born double-strand break repair via sister chromatid exchange.